AUGCACCCAGUCGCCGAUGAUGCUGAGCUUUCUCGUAUCGCUAUCAAGCGCGACAAGACUCUUGCCAAGACUUCAAGGGCGCCGGAAGCACACAUUCAACAGCCUUCUUCAGCCAAUGGCCGGAUGACUCUAAGUCCCGAAAAGUGCAUCUUCGGAGUGGACACGAUCGACUUUCUGGGAAACACGAUUAGCAAGGAUGGCGUAUGUCCAAACGGAAGAGCUCUGGCAGCCAUCAAGAACAUCGCCGCCCCAACCUCGAAAACCGAGCUGAGACGACUCUUGGGCUUGGCCACAUACUUGGGUCGUUUUGUUCCACGCAUGGCGGACCUUCUAGCACCGCUCACUUUGAUGCUAAGCAAGCGCCGCUACGCACAAAUUGAAAAAGAAGGCUUGGCCCUCGCCUGGGCAUGUGAGAAAUUCCAAGAAUACCUCAUAGGGAAAGAGUUUCGCCUUGAAACCGACCACAAACCCCUCGUCGGGAUCCUAAGUACGAAGUUCUUGGAUGAGCUCACGCUACGGCUUCAACGGAUCAGGAUGAGCCUGAUGAGAUACUCGUACACUGUCGCAUACGUCCCUAGCAAGGAGCAGGUCGCUGCAGAUGCGCUUUCCCGCAAUCCACUCCGAUAUGCAGGCCCUUCGACACUGGAGCAAGAACUUCACGGCUACGUCAAUCUGCUCGAGAAAACCCUCCCGACGUCAACGAGUCUGAAGGCCAUCGCCACGGAGCAAACAAAGGACAGAACUUGCCAGACGCUGGUUAGGUUCAGCACUCAAGGAUGGCCAUCUCGGCGUGACCUAAAUCCGGAACUAAAAGACUUCUGGGAAUAUAGGGACGCCAUCGCCUUCGAGAACUCCUUGCUGAUGUAUAAAGGUAGAAUUGUCGUACCCCUAUCAUAUCAGAAGUACAUCUUACAACAGAUCCACUUGGGGCAUCAAGGCAUCGUAAAAUGUAAAGCGAGGGCGAGGGACAGUGUCUGGUGGCCCGGCAUAGGACAUGAUAUCGGUACUUUGUUGCCCUGUCAGCAGUUGCCCUGCGUGUAA
Ornithodoros turicata is the source of this 1041-nucleotide messenger RNA. RefSeq lists its product as uncharacterized. NCBI's taxonomy places the organism in Eukaryota, Metazoa, Arthropoda, Arachnida, Ixodida, Argasidae. The record is from RefSeq and is a predicted model, not a curated record. Bases 1 to 1041 code for a protein of 346 amino acids. The transcript is spliced from 3 exons.